Messenger RNA from Vicia faba (fava bean), 1107 nucleotides. The record is from the annotation of a GenBank genome assembly. NCBI's taxonomy places the organism in Eukaryota, Viridiplantae, Streptophyta, Magnoliopsida, Fabales, Fabaceae.
AUGACGAGUCCGUUAAGGGAAGACGAGAAACACGAGCGCGCGAUUCGAGCUCUUCUUAGGCUCGAACCCAAUCGAACAUGCAUUAACUGCAACAGUUUGAUUGAUAUUUUACUCUGCACUGAUUGCUUCCAUGAUGGGAAAUUUGUCGCCGGUCAUUCAAGUAUAGAUUUUAUAAGGGUGGAUUCAACAAGAGAUUACGGUGAACUAGAUGGGGAAAGUUGGACUGAUCAAGAAACUUUGUUGCUGCUUGAAGCAAUGGAGAUUUACAAUGAGAAUUGGAAUGAAAUUGCCGAGCAUGUUGGUACCAAGUCAAAAGCACAAUGUAUUCUUCAUUUUCUUCGUAUGCCCAUGGAAGAUGGGAAAUUGGAAAAUAUCAAUGUUCCAAGCAUGUCUUUGUCAUCCAGUGCGAUGAAUAGAGAUGAUAAUGGAAGAUCGCAUCAUUACUCGAAUGGAGAUUCUGCAGGACCUGCCCAUCAAAUCAGAGAUUCUGACAACCGCCUGCCUUUUGCUAAUUCUGGAAAUCCUGUUAUGGCUCUGGUUGCCUUUUUAGCCUCUGCGGUUGGACCAAGAGUAGCGGCCUCAUGUGCUCAUGCAGCAUUAUCAGUGUUGUCAGGGGAUAAUACUGGCUCCCAGACGGAGGCAUCAGGGCAUGAUAAUAGGACAAAUCCAGAAAACAUGCAUUGUAGGGAUGGUGGCUCUCGAGGAGAAGCUGCAAUUUCAAAUAAUCAUAAUGAGGAAAAGGCAAAAGCAAUUAGUUCGCGGGAUCAAAAUGAGGGUAGGACCACCCCACUCUCUGCUGAAAAAGUUAAUGAAGCAGCUAAAGCAGGCCUCUCUGCUGCAGCAAUGAAAGCUAAAUUGUUUGCCGAUCACGAAGAACGAGAAAUUCAGAGAUUAUGUGCUAAUAUAAUUAAUCAUCAGUUGAAAAGAUUGGAAUUGAAGCUGAAACAGUUUGCAGAAAUCGAAACAUUGUUGAUGAAGGAAUGCGAACAAGUGGAAAGGGCAAAACAGAGGUUUGCUGCUGAACGCACCCGUGUUAUAUCAGCACGUUUUGGAACUGCAGGAACUACGCCUGCAAUGAAUGCAUCUGGUGUUGGUCCUAACAAUUAA